Messenger RNA from Rasamsonia emersonii CBS 393.64, 381 nucleotides. Its product is annotated as TfdA family oxidoreductase. The record is from RefSeq and is a predicted model, not a curated record. NCBI's taxonomy places the organism in Eukaryota, Fungi, Ascomycota, Eurotiomycetes, Eurotiales, Trichocomaceae. Gene Ontology annotation, molecular function: oxidoreductase activity. The transcript is spliced from 2 exons. Bases 1 to 381 code for a protein of 126 amino acids.
AUGAUUCUUCACUCCACUCCAUUCAAGAAUAAUGCAAACUGGCUGAACUCCCUUGAGAUCGAUCUACGUGCUGGAGACAUGUUGUUCCUGAACAACUUUGCCAUCCUGCACAGUCGAAAGUCAUUCACCGACAGCGCCGACAGCAAACGCUACCUGAUGCGCCUGUGGCUGCAUAACCCGGAGAAAUCAUGGGACUUGCCAAAAUCUCUGUGGCUGCCGUGGGAUCCUAUAUUUGCGCCACUCCGUGAGGUUCGCAAUUAUUGGGAUCAUGACCCGUUUGGGAUGGAGCGAGACUCUCCUGACUCAGAGCGUGAUAGCCCAGAGCCUAAUAGCCCUCCUCCUCAACCUCCUGUGGUGGUAUUUUCCACGAGUUGCGGUUAG